Molecule: messenger RNA, 1202 nt
Organism: Tripterygium wilfordii
Lineage: Eukaryota; Viridiplantae; Streptophyta; Magnoliopsida; Celastrales; Celastraceae
Product: DNA-directed RNA polymerases IV and V subunit 4-like
Exons: 10
Coding region: 316-969 (217 amino acids)
Biological process (GO): DNA-templated transcription initiation
Cellular component (GO): RNA polymerase complex
Molecular function (GO): nucleotide binding
Source: RefSeq, a predicted model, not a curated record
GAGCUUAAUAGAUCUUUUUUCGAAAUUACGAAAGUAUAUGGGUCGUUUCGGUACUUACCUCCAAAUCCCUAAUUUCUACUCAAAAAUCAAAAUGAGAAUAGUUUUCUUUUACCAUAAAAGAAAAAAUAGUGGAAUUAGUGUUUUGCACUUUUGUUACUCGUCUCUUUCCGACUGACUACACACUCCCUCGGCCGAGACCCUCUCUCAUAAUUGGCUAGAACGAAAUUUUGUUUCAACGUUUCUUCGUCUUUGCUCGCCGACCUUGUCUCUCUAAUUCGCGGAUAGAUUGUUCAAUUUUUAAGGUUAUAAGGGCUAAUGGGGGAGAAAGGAGGAAAAGGGUUUUCAGUACCCAAAUCUUCACUCAAGUCUCCGACAAACUAUGCAUCAGCGAAAGGGAAGGAUGAUAACUCCACUAACUUGAAGAAGGGAAGGAAAACUAAGUUUGGCUCUGAAAGUCCAAGUCAGGUCAAAUUUAGUUUUCAAUCAAAUUAUGAUGGGACGUUUAACGCUGGAAAUGCCAAAGGAGGAAAAGGAGACAACAUGGCAAAAGGCAAGAAGGAUUCUAUCAAAAAGCAAGAACCGCUUCAACUUAGAAAACAGGAUAUUCCCAAAAAUGCAAAAUGCCUAACGGACUGUGAGGCUGCACAAAUCUUGCAGACAAUACAGGAUCAUAUGGUUGUGUUGUCUAAAGAUCCAACCUUUAAAAUCCACGAAUCCUUUGGCAGUGGCUUGCAGUAUGCUAAAGCUGGUGCUCCAUAUACCAAUCCACAAUCUGUUAGACGAGUUCUUGAGACUCUCAUUCCAUAUGGUGUUUCUGAUGGCGAAAUAUCUGUUAUUGCGAAUGUUUGUCCAGAAACUGUAGAGGAAGUUUUUGCGCUGGUUCCAUCCUUGAAGGCGCAGAGAAGCAAGCUGCGAGAACCCCUCAACCAUGCAUUAACUGAGCUGUCUAAGCUUAAAAUGUCAACAUGAACCAUGAAACCUCAAAGCAGUGGGAAUGCAGGACGCAGUUUCCGCUGUUUUGGUUUAGAAGUACUCUCGUAAUUGUGUAAACCCCACCUACUUGGUCCCUUUUGCAUCAAACUAUGUAUAAUUUGGUGGAGUUGGCAUGUGUCUACUAAGUGCAACUAGUUAAGAAUUGACCAUGGCACCAACUGGUUCAUGUAGCUGUCUAUCAUGAAGAAGUAUGACUGAUUUCUUUGCUA